Messenger RNA from Ambispora leptoticha, 208 nucleotides. The record is from the annotation of a GenBank genome assembly. NCBI's taxonomy places the organism in Eukaryota, Fungi, Glomeromycota, Glomeromycetes, Archaeosporales, Ambisporaceae.
AUACAUCACACAACUUAUCAAAUAUUACAAAGGUUUUACAAAAGACACAGAGCUAAAUAAACAUGAGGAAAUCCAAAAAGCAGUCCAGGAGGCCCUCUCAGUUAAACUCCAACAACUACCUAGUCACCCAGACAACAUUUCUAAAAACAUACAACAAAUGUUACCCUUUACCUUAUCUAUAAAAAACAAAACUACACUAAAGCUGUAG